GGAGCUUUCAUGAUUCAGUUCUGGUAAGGAGACCUCAAAAGUUUUUGACACAAAGAGAGGCACCCCUUUCUUUGUCUUUCGCCGUUUAUGUGAACUUAACCUAUCUAAUCGUCCUGCGAUUCGUCUGUUUGUGUUACGUCUACUUUUCCAUUGAUCCGCGGCGAUGAUGUGAGCAGUUGCUGGGGAUUCAACUUUUCUUGGGGCGUUUUUCAACAGUUCUACAUCGAGAAUAACAUCUUUCCCGGCGCUACGCUAUCGGAGGUGUCAUGGUCGGGAGGCAUUGGCACCGCAAGUGUUUUCUUGACAUGUCCUUUCCAAGCGUCGAUGGUCAGUCGGUUCGGACUAAGACCCGUCAUUGUCACAGGCAUCGUCAUCUCUGGAUCCGGUAUGAUUCUAGCGAGCUUUGCCAAAACGGUCUGGCAGCUUUAUCUCACGCAUGGCUUUAUGUAUGGUUUUGGCGCCGGUAUGGCGUUAUUCACGUCGGUCGCGAUUUCUGUUCAGUGGUUCGACAAGAAGCGAGGACUUGCAUCCGGUAUCACUGUGGCCGGAUCGGGGAUCGGAGGUGCAGUAUUAGCACCAUUAAACCGGAUUCUAAUCAGUAAAAUCGGCUAUCAGUGGGCAUUACGGAUCAUGGGAAUCUCCACUAUCACGAUUGUAUGCGCAGUGCUAGUCUGCAUCCGUACACGAAUCCCACCAAGGAAGCGAGGAGGGCCGUUGUUUGAUGUUGCAAUGUUUAAAAACAGUGGAUUCACACUAAUGUAUCUCAUGGGUAUGUUGGUGACGUUCGGCUACUUGACCCCGAUCUUCCUACUUCCCAAGUUUAUGGUGGAUUUGGGCAUGAGCCCCGAGGUAGGAGCGUCGCUGGUCAGCGUCUUUUCAGGCGUGAAUGCAGUCUCGAGAAUCCUGCUCGGGUUUGUCGCGGACUGGUAUGGUCCCUUGAAUAUGUUGAUCUUAAGUACGGCAUUUAGCGGUCUAGCCUGCUACAUCUUCUGGAUGACCACGACAGGUCUUCCGAUGGCAGUUGUGUUUGUGGUGAUCUAUGGAAUUAAUGCGGGCGGCUUCAAUAGUCUGUUCCCUGUGGUCGCUGCAGAUGUCAUUGGGGUGGAGAAACUUGCAGCUGCAGUCGGCCUCCUUUACUCUGGCAACUUUUUCGGUAACCUGCUUGGAACACCGUUGGCAUCUGCGAUUGUUACCGCUUCCGGGGGGAGGUAUACCUGGACAAUUGUGUUUGCAGGGACUGCGCCGAUUUUGGGCGCAGCGCUGCUGCUCUUUAUUCGAUUCAAGCACGAGAAACGCAUAUUCGUCAAGAUGUAGACAAAACCCAUUCGCACUACUCUGUUAUGUUGUUGUCGAGUAUCAAAAAUAUAGAGCCAAUUGGCCAUCGAACAUGCAACCUUGAUCCAUUAAUACUGUCAACUGUCAAUUUGAUUAGAAGAAUGACAUCUAACACGCGCCAUUGAACGCGUAAGAUGUUUGAGAAGAUAGAACAGCAAUUGCCAAUGAAUGCAAACGCAGAAGGCU
Messenger RNA from Gamsiella multidivaricata, 1521 nucleotides. RefSeq names its product major facilitator superfamily domain-containing protein. The record is from RefSeq and is a predicted model, not a curated record. Bases 325 to 1314 code for a protein of 329 amino acids. Lineage: Eukaryota; Fungi; Mortierellomycota; Mortierellomycetes; Mortierellales; Mortierellaceae. The transcript has 4 exons. Gene Ontology annotation, molecular function: transmembrane transporter activity. Gene Ontology annotation, cellular component: fungal-type vacuole membrane. Gene Ontology annotation, biological process: transmembrane transport.